GUGCAGGGGAAAGGCACUCAGGGUGAGCGUGGAACCAUGAGCAUUUUUAAUAAGGCAGUUGCGAGAAUGGUAUCCAACCAACCAGGAGCCUCCUGCAGGGGAUUGGUGUGGACUGCCCUUCUAAUCAAACGUACGAUAAUAACGAUGGUUUCAGCUACGUAGUAUAUAGAGGUUGAUUACUGUUGCUUUGCAGCUCGUUCAAUCAUCCUCCCUUCCUUUCUUCUGCUUUUUAGCAGGCAGUACUGACUUUUGCUGCCCACUUGUUUAUCUAUCUGCCCUACAACGUUUGACGAUAGUCGACGAACAUUGUCAUCUAUUGCUUUUUAGACCAUCACAACCAUGACCCGAACCGCUACCACCAACGGGACCCUCCCAACUCCUGUCCAAGAUCCCGAGCUCGGCUCUUUCCUUCUUCGCCUUCGCAAGAAGAACACCGACACCAGCUCGCACAAGCUUACCGUAGACUCAUAUUAUCAGUACUGGGACUCUGAUCGCAAGUCCCUUGAAAACACUGAAAACUCGGUUGCGGAGCGGCGGUCGAACUCGGAUAAACUUACAAAUCACUUUUACGAUUUGGUGACGGACUUUUACGAAUAUGGUUGGGGAACGUCCUUCCACUUUGCCCGUAUGUUCCGUGAGUCGAGUUUCAAACAAUGCAUCUCUCAGCAUGAGCACUACCUCGCGUUGAAACUGGGUCUGAAGCCCGGAAUGGAGUGUGUGGAUGUCGGCUGUGGUGUUGGUGGUCCUUUGCGAGAGAUUGCAAAGUUCAGCGGCGCAUAUGUAACUGGUCUCAACAACAAUGCGUAUCAAGUCGAGCGUUGCAGGCAUUUGGCAAAGGAGGCUGGCCUAUCUAGCCUCUGCAAAGCCGUAAAGGGAGAUUUCCAAAACAUGCCCUUCCCAUCAAACUCUCUUGAUGCUGCAUAUGCUAUUGAAGCCUGCUGCCACGCAUCUCGCCUUGAGAACGUGUACGGCGAGGUCUUCCGUGUGCUUAAGCCUGGUGGCAUGUUUGCCUGCUACGAAUGGCUAACAACCGACCGCUAUGAUGAAACCAACCCAGCACAGAAAAAGAUUAUCCACGAUGUAGAGGAGGGUAACUCAAUUUCCAAGCUGUACACUGUCCCCCAAUGCCUAACGGUAUUGAAGACCUUGGGCUUUGAGAUCAUAGAGUACUGCGAUUUGGCCUCUUCUGAGGCACCUCUCCAAGAGGCACAAGAUCCCUGGUACCUUCCCCUACAAGGAAGCUACUCUUUGAACCUGGAACAGCUGCACCGCUGGAGAAUGACUCCACUUGGUCGAUGGAUGACUGACAAAAUGGUGCUGACUCUGGAGACCCUUCGCAUGGCACCCUCGGGAACGCGCAAGGUGUCUUCCCUGCUCAACCUUGCUGCGGAUGCUCUCGUCAAGGCUGGUCAGCAGGAGAUAUUUACUCCCAUGUUUUUCUUUCUCGUUCGGAAGCCAGAAACCCCUGUAGCCGCACCGGCUGCAGCAGCCUUCUCUCGCGCUGACACUGUCGGACAUUAAACCCUCGGGCCUGACUGAUGAUCGGCCAGGAUGACUGGAUAGUAGACUGUAUUUGAAAGGAAUGGAACGGUGAUGAUGAAUCUUGUACUUUGAAGUGGUGGUGGUAAACGUAAUAAAUAGCAAGAAGAAUGGAAAUACAUUAUAUAACUUUCUAUUUACCUGAG
This is a messenger RNA of Spizellomyces punctatus DAOM BR117, 1685 nucleotides long. RefSeq names its product sterol 24-C-methyltransferase. The record is from RefSeq and is a predicted model, not a curated record. Lineage: Eukaryota; Fungi; Chytridiomycota; Chytridiomycetes; Spizellomycetales; Spizellomycetaceae. Bases 340 to 1521 code for a protein of 393 amino acids. The transcript has 7 exons. Gene Ontology annotation, biological process: ergosterol biosynthetic process. Gene Ontology annotation, cellular component: endoplasmic reticulum. Gene Ontology annotation, molecular function: sterol 24-C-methyltransferase activity.